AUGUCGGGCGGGAGCACCUCCGCGGCCCAUCCCGAAGGGCUGCACGGGCAGGCCCCUCCGUUGCCCGCGGGGAGCACGGAGGAUGGGGCGGCCGCGGCCCGGCCGGGGGGCGCCCCCGCCUCGCCGGAGGAGGAGGAGGCCGAGAGCGGGGAGAGCGGCGACGGCGGGAGCCGAGGCUCGUCGUACUUCUCCGGCAGCGGCAGCGACGAUGAUGACCUUGAGGCUGAAUGGUCGGACAGUGUGCAGAAAUACGGGGAGCUAUUUUAUCUAGAGCUGAGUGACAGUGAAGAAGAAAGUCUCCUCCCAGAAGCGCCGGCUGUGAACCAUGUGAGGUUCAGUGAAAAUAAAAUCAUCUUUGAUGAGGAUUAUCUCAGAGAAGGAAGAAAAUAUGAACCCAGACUCAAGAAGUUUUCCAAAAUUUUGAAAAGCCGAAGACUUUUGCCAAAGCGUUACAAUAAAAAAAACAGCAGUGCACCAGUAUCAAUCCUAAAGCAUCAGCCCACUCAGAAAAUGGGCAUCAUCCUUCAGCAGCAGUACAAGGACGUAUCUGUCUUUGUAAACCCCAAAAACGCAACAGUCAUAAAAGCAAAAGAGCAUCUCAAGCUUCUGGAAGUGUUGUUGGGAAUCAUUCACCAGUCUAAAUGGAGGAGAAAAGCCGAAGGCGCCAACAGAGCGAAACUCGUAGUACACGGCUUACUCCCAGGAGGCCCAGCCAUGAAGAGUGGCCAAGUGCUGAUCGGUGAUACCCUUGCCGCUGUAAACGACGUAGAUGUGACCUCAGAAAACAUAGAGAGAGUUUUAUCUUGCAUUCCAGGCCCUAUGCAGGUGAAACUGACAUUUGAAAUUGCAAACUCGGGGCAAAAAGAAACCAUUCAACCCAAACAGAAGAAGGCCCAGACAACGGGUAGUGAUUUAGUCAGACUCCUCUGGGGUGAAGAGGUCCAGAAUCUUCAGCAGAAUCUCCAAAGCACCCCUCACAUCAUCAUGUAUCUCACUCUCCAGCUGGACUCUGAGACAUCGAAGGAAGAGCAGGAAAUUCUUUACCAUUACCCAACAUCUGAAGCAUCUCAGAAACUUAAAAGUGUAAGAGGAAUAUUUCUAACCCUCUGUGACAUGCUGGAAAAUGUAGCUGGGACACAUGUUACCAGCUCAUCACUUUCUUUAAAUGAAAAACUAGUACAUGUGGCUUACUGGAAAGAAGAUGACAAAUUGUUAUUAAUUGGACUUCCUGCUGAAGAAGUUCCCCUUCCUCAACUAAGGAAUAUGAUAGAAGAUGUUGCCCAAAUCUUAAAGUUUAUGUAUGGUUCUUUAAAUAGCGCGUUCUGCGAGGUGGAAAACACCGCUCGGUUGGAUCAUUUUUUCAACUUGUUCUUCCAAAGAGCGAUUCAGCCUGAAAAGCUUUACUCCAGGACCAGCCCUCAGCCCUAUGAUGCCUCCAGCUCACUGUUUGUCGACACUCUCCCCGGCGUUCAAUGGCUCACACUUCCUCAAGAAACCCAGAUGGAAAUCGACAUGGCAUUAAGUGAUCUGGAGGCGGCAGACUUUGCAGAACUGUCUGAAGAUUACUACGACAUGAGGCGCUUGUACACAAUAUUGGGAUGUUCUCUAUUUUACAAGGGCUAUUUGGUUUGCAGUCACUUGCCCAAGGAUGACCUGAUUGACAUCGCCAUGUAUUGCCGGCAUUAUUGCCUGCCCCCGUUAGUCUCAGAGCAAAGGAUCGGUCACCUGGUCAUAUGGAGAGAAGUGUUCCGCCGGCACCCCCUUCGGCCCACUUCUGAACCAGAUGCCCAAGUCUUUCGGGAGCCCGAGGGAAGAUAUUUUUUAUUAAUCGUUGGUUUGAAGCAUUUUUUGCUGUGUGUGCUGCUAGAGGCUGGAGGAUGCGCGUCCAAAGCCAUUGGGCAUCCAGGCCCAGAUUGCAUCUAUGUGGACCAGGCCAAAGCCACUCUCCUUCAGUUGGAGGGAGUAGAGGCCAGCCUAGAUGAGAGGCUGGCCUCUCCUUCAAACCCCUGCUUGUCUAGUGCGGACUGGUUCCUUCCCUCCUCCCGAGAUAAACUGGAAAGCUUGACCUCCUCCCCUCUCCUCACCAAGCUGCAGCACACGUCUAGGGCCAUUACGUCUCCUUCCAGCCGAAGAAGGCUGUUUAGUGACUACUCUCUAAAGACACGUAAGCUCAGUCCUUCCAGGGGCAGUGGAGGCUCUGACAAUGGUGUGGAAGGCGCUGGGGAAGGCAGUGGCCCCAGCCCACACACGACCCCGGAUCCACUCCGAAAGCAGGGAGCGAAGGAAGCUCAGAGUCCUGGGGGCGCGCAAGCCAGCGGUGCCUUGCUCAAGGCCACUAAAAAGAAAGCUACUCUUCCAAAUCCUUUUCAUUUAGGAAGGUUGAAAAAGGACCUUUCAGAAAAAGAAAUGGAACUGUUUGAUGCCAUGAAGUUGACAUCUGGCACUGAGAAUACACUUUUUCACUACGUUGCCUUAGAAACAGUGCAAGGAAUCUUUGUUACUCCAACUCAUGAAGAAGUAGCGCAGCUCCAUGGUUCUAUCCACCCUCAACUAAUAAGGAAUUUCCAUCGCUGCUGUCUUUCUAUUCGUACAAUCUUCCAGCAGUCCUUGAAAUGUGAGAAGAAGAAGGCCCUUAACGUUGAAGGCAAUCCCCGGUCUGCUCAUGCUGCAUCCUUCCUCAGUCCUGUGAAAGAACAUGGCGUGUUGUUUGAAUGUUCCCCUGAAAACUGGACAGAUCAGAAAAAACCGCCUCCAGUCAUGGCUUACUGGGUUGUAGGGAGACUCUUCUUAGAGCCCAAGCCUCAAGAACUCUACGUGUGUUUUCACGACUCGGUCACUGAAAUUGCCAUCGAGCUGGCAUUUAAACUGUCCUUUGGCUUGGCCACGUAAUGCACCUUCCUGGUCACCCAGGGACGCUGCGGAGCAUGCAUCAUUAGAAACACUGAAACCCACCCGGAAGUCACUGGCCACUCUCAUGAAAUGCAGCCUACCCUCCUUGGUCGGACUGGACUCUCGGAAGGAUACCUUGUGUGUACAGGAAGAUGGAGUUGUUCAUUUAUUGUCAUUAUGUUGUAAGUCAUUUUGCUAAACGAGUUGGUUUGUUGUAUAUUUUGAAAUAAUGUGUACAAAUUUUAAUAUUGAAUUGCCUUCUGGAAGAACAUAUCAUGGAAAACAUCCAAAAUCGUAGUGUAUUUGUUUUGUGGCUCAUAUUGAUGGGAAGGGUUCAAGAGAAGGAGCCAGGUGGCCUGUGCUGUGGUCCUGGCUUUGCCCCCAGCAGUAAGUAGCAGGCCUCCCAACAAGGGACCCAGAGAGGCUGUUAUCGUGAGAGUAAAUCUCAGGAUUGAGUUCAGUGGAUUCUAAUGUGCCUUCCAGCUCCAGUUUUCAAUGGCUCUGUUUUCCCAUCAUCUUGAAUAUUGGUCAUUUCCAUCCAGUCUUUGUCAUGAUGCAAGUAUUGAAACCUCAGCAGGUCUAAUCUCCUUUCCCCUGCAGUCAGGAAAUGGUCAGAGCGAUGUCACAUGUAGCACUCGCCUCUUCAGCCAUUGGGCUUAAUGAACUGGCUGCUCAGGAGCAGAUUUCUUCUGUUUCCUGAGAUAAAAUAUCAAUGUAUCCUGUUUUCACACAAUCAACACAUUCCUAAAAAGCCAAUCAGCUUUCUGAAAACCAAAUUCUUUAUUACAUCCAGUAUGAUUCCCAUUUAUAGGAACCUUUUGGUGAAUCCCAUUGAUAAAAUUAACCCCAUUGGUAAAAAUCAUCCACCCUUGAUUCAUCGGUUGUGCAAGUUUGCAUUUGGGUUUUCUUUAAUUAAGACGUUCUUAAAAUAUUUUAGGAUUCAUCUUACCCUUUAGUAGAAAAGAGUAUUAAGAAAUCUUGAUGCUAGGAGAAUUCCCCCCAGAUGAGAAAGCCUUGUGUGAGGCAGUGGAGGGGCCUGGCAAAGGUGGCAGCCCUAUGUGGCGGUGUGGCCUGUGUGUAGCCCCCUGGGGGCUCAGGGAGGGCCUCCAGGUGUGUUUCCUCACAGCCUGGGACUGGAGAAGGCCUACCAAGACCCCCAAACUGGACUCUGUAUCUCCAGCAGCCCCACCUCACCCUGCUCCACCUCUAGAACCUUAGGUUGGGAGAUUUUAUUGCUAGGAGCAAAGCUUAGAGAUUAUCCACUUUAUUCAUGCAUUCAGAUUAUUUCAUGUAUCUCACGUAUUGUAUUUGCGCUCUUAGCACCUGGGACAUAGAGGGAUCUUGAUACAUGCUUGUCAGUGUGUUGACUGAGGAAGGCUGACACUCAUAGAGGGUUAAGUAAGUUGUCUGAUGCCACUAGCUGGCAGAUGUCAGGGUCAAGGUCCUUCCUUCAGAGGAAUGCAUUGUCUGCACCAUGCUGUGUGCCACGGAGCUGUAGAUGAGAGCCAGGCAGAAUCCUCCCCUCUGCCCCCAGAGCUGAGACCAGAGAUGCAUGAACUUCACCAGGCAUUUUGAACUAACUGCAGCAUUGGGCCACGGGAAAGGGUCUCGUAGAGGGAGAGCCCUGGGCGUGGAGGCAGAAGAGAUAUGAAUUACCCACACUCACAAACACGCGGCCACUUAAUCGCCCCGUAUAACCAUGGGCAGUAUCACUUUGAGCCUGUUUCCUCUUCUCUAAAACUGGGGUAACAAUCCCUUUGCCAUUUACCUCUCUGGGCAGUCAUGAGCAUCGAGUGAAAUCAUAUUUGUAAAGGGUUUUCUACCCUGCAGAGACUAAAUAAAGGUGAACAGUUAUCAUUCUAAUUGUAUCUGUGAGAAUACUUUUUGAAAAAAAAAUUUUAUUUAACGAAAUUUUGUUCUUCACAACGGCUUUUGGAAACAGAAAGAAAAAAAGUAUCCCUGUUUGCAUCCAGGUGCAGCCCAGUAUGUGAGGGCACCUUUAAAAACACAGCUGGCAUCUUUUUGGGUUUUGAUUCCAAAUGGCCAAUGAAAGGGCUCCUCUCUGAGAUCCCUGCCCUGCGGAUGGCUGCCUGCAUUUACCCCUGAAACCAAGAACCUUUGACAGUCAAAGCCAGGCUGCCGCUAUGGUUAACCCAGCACUUUAUUCAAAGAGAAAAAGGGUCAGUUUGUCAGUGUACAUUCUAGCUGAAAAAAAGAGACACGUGAUUCCUUUGGGCAAUGUGAAAACAUUCUCAGACUGAGAUAUUCCAUACCCCAGCAGGUCCUUGGACCUCCAAGGAGGUGACUGCAUAUAAAUGCACUGCAGAACAUUCUUUUUUUAACUCAUAGCUUUACAUACGAGGUACCGCUGAGCAUAGAUGAGGAUUUUUCCAUCCAAGAAUAGCAAUUACUUUAUGUCUUUAUCCUACGUCUCUGAACUACUCCCUGGAAAGUCAUGAGCCCUGAACCACACAGGUCCUUGCUUUUCAUUUGGGCUUUGGAAAGACUGAUAAAUAUGUAGGAGCCUAGAAAUGAGCCCAUCCUAGAGCAACGCAGAAGAGGAACGAGGCCGCGCUUACAAGUUGGUACCAUCGCUUUGGCGGUUACAGCACACACAGGGGUGGUUAAUCACUUGUUUGUCACUGAUGUAAGGGUCUCUGGCUCCAUGGACCCUGGUGAAGAUUCAAAGAGUCAGGCCAACUGGAUUUCUUGUGCCACCAAAAGAUGUAAACAAGUGAAGGACUGUUUCUCUUUUAUCCUUAGUACCUACAAAUGAUGUGGAAUGUAACCAUCAGGUAAACUUUUCAAAAAUAAAAAACAUAAUAGUUUUGAUAUUUUCAUGUAUAUUUAAUAGAAAAGUGGCAUUUUGAAGAAGUUAUAAAUUGUUACCUCUAAAACAUGUCUUUCUGUGUGUGAAGUAACUUAAUUUUGCAUAGCUCUAUUUCUCUAACCUGUAUGAAAGGCUAUUUUUAUAUUUUCUCAAUUGUUUUUAAU
Molecule: messenger RNA, 5883 nt
Organism: Vombatus ursinus (common wombat)
Lineage: Eukaryota; Metazoa; Chordata; Mammalia; Diprotodontia; Vombatidae
Gene: INTU
Product: inturned planar cell polarity protein
Exons: 16
Coding region: 1-2889 (962 amino acids)
Biological process (GO): vesicle-mediated transport; nervous system development; establishment of planar polarity
Cellular component (GO): cytoplasm; cilium
Molecular function (GO): protein binding
Source: RefSeq, a predicted model, not a curated record